Messenger RNA from Gymnogyps californianus (California condor), 1909 nucleotides. It is a transcript of the gene DTNB, whose product is annotated as dystrobrevin beta. Gene Ontology annotation, cellular component: plasma membrane; synapse. The transcript has 19 exons. The record is from RefSeq and is a predicted model, not a curated record. Bases 326 to 1909 code for a protein of 527 amino acids. Gene Ontology annotation, biological process: synaptic signaling. Lineage: Eukaryota; Metazoa; Chordata; Aves; Accipitriformes; Cathartidae. Gene Ontology annotation, molecular function: zinc ion binding.
GGCGGCGUUGGCGGCGAGCGGCGGCCGGAGCCCGCCCGGACGAUUGUCUUUAAAUGUUUGAAGAAGGAACUGAGCCCAGGAGAGUGGAAGUUGCCCUGAGAGACUUCUCAGUGUAAUUCAGGUGUGCCAAAGGAGCAGUUUGUGUGAACUUUUUCUGCUGUGCUGAAGCUUUUGAUCUAAGUAAGCAGUUCUGGGAACCUGCAGAUUAAACGGCUAGAGAGGGUUUUGUAAGAUUCGCAUUGGAAAAGCUGGGAAGCACAGAUUGCACAGAAAUCCCCUCCAGUGUUAUAAAGAAGAUGAGUCUUCCCUUCCUGAGAGGGAGAGAAUGAUUGAGGAGAGUGGGAAGAGGAGGAGGACAAUGGCAGAGAAGAGACAGCUGUUCAUGGAAAUGAGAGCACAGAAUUUUGAUGUCAUCAGACUUUCAACGUAUCGAACAGCCUGUAAACUGCGGUUUGUACAAAAAAGAUGUAAUCUUCAUCUUGUUGAUAUCUGGAAUAUGAUUGAAGCCUUCCGAGAUAAUGGCCUUAACACUUUGGAUCAUAACACAGAGAUCAACGUGUCUCGACUAGAAACAAUCAUUUCAUCCAUCUACUACCAGCUAAACAAACGCCUUCCUUCUACUCACCAAAUCAGUGUAGAGCAAUCCAUCAGCCUCCUCCUCAACUUCAUGAUAGCAGCAUAUGACAGUGAGGGCCAUGGGAAGUUGACGGUAUUUUCAGUGAAAGCUAUGUUAGCAACAAUGUGUGGCGGUAAAAUACUGGACAAACUAAGAUAUAUUUUCUCUCAAAUAUCAGAUUCAAAUGGACUAAUGAUAUUUACAAAGUUUGAUCAGUUUUUGAAAGAAGUUCUAAAACUUCCAACAGCUGUGUUUGAGGGGCCUUCUUUUGGAUACACAGAGCAUUCUGUACGGACCUGUUUCCCACAACAAAAAAAGAUCAUGCUAAACAUGUUUUUAGACACACUGAUGGCUGAUCCACCUCCUCAGUGCCUUGUGUGGCUGCCUCUCAUGCACAGACUUGCGCAUGUUGAAAAUGUCUUCCAUCCCGUGGAAUGUUCGUAUUGCCGGUGUGAGAGCAUGAUGGGUUUCCGGUACCGAUGCCAGCAGUGCCACAACUACCAGCUCUGUCAAAACUGUUUUUGGCGUGGCCAUGCAAAUGGUCCUCAUAGCAACCAGCAUCAGAUGAAGGAGCAUUCCUCUUGGAAAUCACCUGCAAAGAAGCUGAGCCAUGCAAUUAGUAAAUCACUUGGUUGCGUACCAAGUAGAGAACCACCUCGUCCUGUAUUUCCUGAGCAGCCAGAAAAGCCACUUGAUCUUGCACAUAUAGUUCCUCCUCGGCCUCUGACCAACAUGAAUGACACCAUGGUGACCCACAUGUCCUCUGGAGCACCUACACCAACAAAAAGGUUACAGUGCAACCCGGAUACUGCCAGCCGAUUAGCUGACGAGCAUGCACUGAUAGCAACCUAUGUGAACCGGCUGCAGAGUGGUGCACGUGUCCUGGACAGCCCCGGCAGGCUGGACGAGGAGCACAGGCUGAUUGCCAGAUACGCCGCCCGGCUGGCUGCCGAAGCUGGAAAUGCACCUCGCCCACCAACAGACCUGGGUUUCAGCUUUGAUGCCAAUAAACAACAAAGACAGCUGAUAGCGGAGCUGGAAAACAAAAACAGAGAGAUACUCCAAGAGAUUCAGCGUCUCAGGCUGGAACAUGAACAAGCCUCUCAACCCACCCCUGAGAAAGCCCAGCAGAACCCAACUUUACUGGCUGAACUCAGGCUUCUACGACAGAGAAAGGAUGAAUUGGAACAGAGGAUGUCUGCACUUCAAGAAAGCAGAAGAGAACUGAUGGUGCAGCUUGAAGGCCUGAUGAAACUGCUCAAAGAAGAAGAGCAAAAGCAGGCAGUAAGUUGA